Colletotrichum destructivum is the source of this 1392-nucleotide messenger RNA. Its product is annotated as Putative small ribosomal subunit protein uS8. The transcript is spliced from 2 exons. Bases 311 to 802 code for a protein of 163 amino acids. Gene Ontology annotation, molecular function: structural constituent of ribosome. Gene Ontology annotation, cellular component: ribosome; mitochondrion. The record is from RefSeq and is a predicted model, not a curated record. Lineage: Eukaryota; Fungi; Ascomycota; Sordariomycetes; Glomerellales; Glomerellaceae. Gene Ontology annotation, biological process: translation.
UCCGCGCCUGGUGUCCAAAAAUUUGGCGAUAGCUUCCCUAUCGCGAUUGUUAGGUGAGCGGACCAAUUCCUUGCGUGCAACUCCCGAGCCUCCCCCCUAUAGCCGAAGCGCAGCACACUCCUUUUGCAGCACCGGCCCAACGUCCCAUCUGUCUUGCAAGAUUCCAAUUGACACCGGUUCGAAUCCGCGACUGACCUCGAUUCCUGCUGCGAAACCUUAACGAGCCGCCUCCCUCCAUCUCCCUCCACGAACACCACCCCCAAACAAUCUAAAAAGUUCCCGGGCCGACGGCUCAACCAACCACUUCAAAAUGGGCGGCCUCAUCAACGUGAUCAACAUGUGCUCCCACCUCCAAAACGCCUCCCGCGCGCGCCUCGGCAUGACCUCGGUCAUCAACACCAGGCAGAACCUCAACCUCGCCCUGGCCCUCCACCGCUCCGGUUUCAUCUCCUCCCUGCACCGCGGCGGGCCGACCCCGCCCGCCCCGGAAGACAUGAGCAAAGACCCGGAGCCCGUCACCUCGGCCAACGUCGCCACGCGCCGCCUCUGGCUCGGCCUCAAGUACUGGAACAACGAGCCCGUCCUCAAGGGCCUCCGCAUCGUUACUAAACCCACGCGGCCCAUCCGCGUCAGCAUCGAGGACCUCGAGCUCGUCGUCCGCGGCUUCAACAGCAAGAACGGCCUCGUCAAGGGCCUCGUCCUCGGCGAGUGCCUCUUCCUCACCACCGACAGGGGCGUUCUGGAGGCGAGGGAAGCCCUCGCCAGGAAGGUUGGUGGCAUGGUCCUGUGCCGUGCGAGAUAAGUCGGGCCGGAAGAAGAGGAGCGGAAGGCGGUUGAAUUAGAGCAAGGAUGACCAUGGCCACCACCCAAGGGAUGCUCGGGCCUUGAGAGAGCAAAGAACAAGGAGUCUUUUGGGAAUGGAAAGUGAAAAAAAAAAUAAAAGACACCAAAAGGGCAGCGCCUCGAAGCCAUCCCGCGGGAGCCCUGUAAGGAGUAUUGUCCUCCGUAUACUGUACAAAAUCUGUAUUCUAGAGAAGACAUGAACACACCAUUUUGCGCUUCUUCGUUUUGCGUUUCCAUUUGACGGGUUGACACAUCGUUAGCCAAGUACAAUCUCGACAAUCCACGACGGAGAUCGUUGAACAGAGUCGUAGGCAACAACAACGAACUGUAAGGAAUGCUAUUGCGAGUUGUAUUCAUUCUCUAUAACUAAUUUUGAGUCCUGUACACCGGCCGGCUUCUCCCUCCCCACUCCGGAACCCGAAUAAGAAAGAAAAAGGAAAAAAACUCUCCCAAACGAAGUUGUUUACGCCUUUCCCCCCCUCUCAAUCGGUCAGGUAUCAUGGCACACCCCAAUGGUUCUAAAAUUGUACAGUCGCGGCCGCCACUCUU